Frankliniella occidentalis (western flower thrips) is the source of this 1704-nucleotide messenger RNA. RefSeq names its product leucine-rich repeat-containing protein 27-like. NCBI's taxonomy places the organism in Eukaryota, Metazoa, Arthropoda, Insecta, Thysanoptera, Thripidae. The record is from RefSeq and is a predicted model, not a curated record. Bases 209 to 1615 code for a protein of 468 amino acids. Gene Ontology annotation, molecular function: protein binding. The transcript is spliced from 11 exons.
AAAAAUGACUUUUCAAAACUCAAUAAAUUUAAAUUGAGCAGAAAAUCUUUUAAUAACUUGGCGAGGCAUCACGUACUUUGCGUCGUCAUGACAACGUGCGUCCGAAACCGAAUAAGACUAUGUCCAAUGAGGAUGUAGAGUAGACGACCAAAGCAUCCAGAACUUCGAUCCGAGGAAAAUUUGUGUGGUGGUCUUAUCAGUUUCUACAAUGGCUCAAAAGAUUAAUGAUUACCCAGUGCCUGGAGAGGCAGCGGCAGGAGAUUGCAAUCAUACAGUGAUAAACAAGCAAUGUGAGAAAAAAGCAAAAGGAGAGCUAUGUCUUGAUUUGAGCAAUCAGUCGUUAUCAGAGGUUUCGUUAGAUAUAGCCACAAAACCUCAACACCUUCAGUUUCUCUUCCUUCAGAGCAAUCUAAUUAAGAGACUUCCCACUAAUUUCUUUCUUGGACUCCCUAAUUUGAGACAUCUUGACCUUCGUGAAAAUAAGCUAUUCGAAAUUCCUACAUCUAUUGCAGGCCAUGAUAGUUUAGAAGUCCUACUCCUUCAAAAUAAUAAGCUACCAGCUUUACCAUGUGAACUAGGUCAAGUUCCUCGAUUAAGAAAGCUACAAUUUUCUGGAAAUCCAAUAAGCUGGCCGCCAAUCACCAUUUUGUCGAAAGGACUGGACACAAUUUUAUCAUUUUUGCGCGGUGCUUACAUGGAACAACUCAGUCAAGGUGUAGUAGACAUUAUUCCCAAAGCAAAUGAUUAUGAGUGUACAAAAGAUGGAGAAGAUUGCGUAAAUAUAGCUUCAAGUGAUGCUACAAAUUCAAGUCAAUCUCAGACCUCGCUCUCACUUUAUGGAGAGAAAUUUGUUCCUCAGUCCUCAAUUUUGUUUGAGUCGCUAAAGGAGAGAAGAUCUAAACCAAAUGCCCAGGAGCUAAAAGAGAAAUCUGUGAAUAAACUUAUUCUUCUACAGGGAAACUCAAAACAACUUAAGAAUCGUGGGCCUACAUUAAAAACCAACACAUCCACGAAAGAUAUUAAGGGUCCAUCCUUGCAACCCAUUAUUUCAGCAGGACAUGCUCAAGCCAUUAUGAAUGGACAGUCCUUCCCACUUGGCUAUAGAAAGCGUACUGCAAGUCCAUCAACAACAAAAAUAUACAAGACAUUACUGAAAAAGUUGUGGCUAAACCAGUUGAAAUGUGUGCUACAAUCCCAAGAUCAAGCUCUACAAAAGCAAAAAACCUCGGAGGCUUUAAAGCAGUGGCGCCAAGAGGCAAGAGCUCUUAAAGAAAGUGCAUCACACCACAACUGGUCUGGCAUACAAUUUCCUUAUGAUUUUGAUUCUAACCACCUUAAAAUGAUGACACGGUCUGGCUGGCAGAUGUUUCAGAACAAAUCAUUGGAGAAAAGGGGACAUGAAAAGCCAAAGGAAUCUUGUAUCAGAGCCAUGGGCUUGCAAGAUAAGAUCAAUCAAAUACUUCUAACUUUUGAAGAGAUUGACUCAUCAAAAUGUACUUCCCUUCCUCAAUCUAACAACACUGACAGUUCAACUCAAUGUAAAUUACUAGCUGAAGAGAUGAAAAGGAUUUCAGAUUUACAGAAAGCUGUCCAAGCACUGAGGCUUUCCAUAUAAUGGUGCACUUAUUUUAAUGAUAAAUAAUGAUUCCUAAUAAACCUUUGACAACUUGAUAGUUGAAAUACAGCACUACUGUUGGAUGGACG